AUGAAGCAUUUGAGUCUAAUCAUAUUGACUUUAUAUUUAACAGCUAUUGAACAUUUUAUAGCGCAGAGUGCCGGAAGCGGUCAUGAUGCAGCAUGCGAAUACUUGGCUAACAGAAUAUACUGUUUUGGCGGUUCAUCAUGGAUCACCAAAUCUGUUACAAGGACAGGUAUAGCUAUGCUUGAUAUAUUACGUUAUAGCGGGAAUACGACAGACGUGUUGAACAAGAAUUGGGUAUAUAUCACUACAAAUAAUGAAGAUCUUGUUAGUACUCCAAGAGGACUCCCACAACAUAUGCGUCUUCCAGACGAAGAUAUCAUGAUAAUAAACGGAGGCUUUUCUCAUAGUAUUGUUAAUAAGAAAUUGACGUAUCAAACAAUCGCUUUUAACGCAAAUGAUCACACUUGGAGCUCUCUCCCAAAUUUUACACAGUCCGGUUACGAUAGACAAAUCUAUUCUGCAUCGUCGUUUUAUGUUCCAGGACAAGGAGUCGGAUUCUAUGGUGGCGCGGAGGACUCUUAUGAAAAGGGCUGGACAUAUCCGGAUAUUAACAUGACUGAUUAUAUUGACACAAGUGAUACACUAACAAUCGGUUUUACAAAGCUUACUUUCUUUAACCUUUCAAAAAGUAUGAAUAACCCUUGGUCAGAAUACCCGUUGGAAAAAAACCGACUGGCCUAUUUUUCUACAAGUCAAGUCUCCAUUUAUGAUAUAAUAAAUAACCGUAUCCUCUUGCUGGGAGGUACAUAUCAGAAUCCAGCCAAAAAAUAUCAUUAUCAGGUGUUUUCCUCUUCCCCCUCUUUUAACCUGGCAAAUGGAGAAUGGACUACGCAAAAUUUUACCGGUGCUGCUAUCCCCGAAGUCAGAAUACGCCAUACAGCAACAGUAGUCGGGUCCGAUCAAAACCAUGUCUUACUGUAUGGUGGCCGAAACUCAUCAGAUGGUUGGGCUGUUUCAGACUAUUGCUAUACCUUAGAUCUAACCAAUAAUAAAUGGAUGUUACAAGAUAUUCAGCCCGGAUACAAUGUAAUCUUGAGGAGAUCUAGUCACUCAGCUCUUCUUGUAGAUAAAAGCACUGUGUUUAUUGUAUAUGGAGUCAACGAAGACGGUGUUCCAGCGAAUUCGACGCUGAUUUUAAAUGUGUCAAAUCCGUCAGUUGUCUUGGCUAUAAACAGCUACGAACACCCCAAAGCGGACGAUGUUCUUUCAUUUCCAACGCCUACGAUUAAAAAUAGUAGUGAUGAUACAAACUAUAGCGAUUAUCCAACAACAUUUCCGAUUGACGACACCCCAUCUCAUGACGAGGCAACCGCAUCUAAUCCUAAAUCUGGUAACACAAUAUUAUGGCCAGAAUAUCAAUCAAAUAUAUAUAAAACCAUUGGUAUUGCCGUGGGGUCUACCGUUGGAUGUCUAGCUAUUAUAGGAGCUCUUGUUUUCUAUUUAUGUAUAAAAAAAAGAUCUGAAAAGCAUCAGCGUGAAAUUGAAGAGUUUGAACGGCGAAGAUGCGAAAUUGAAGCCCUUCAUAAAACAGUACAUAUCGAAGAAGAACCAAUGAUAGUCAAUUGGGAUGAAAUUGAUAAAGAAUUUAUUAUCACUCCUAUAAAACCCUAUGGCUGUCAUAAUAAUCCAGGAGAUAUAACCAAUGGGACUAUAAAUUGUGGCCCUUCAAAUCCUCCGCUUAAAAUACAAGAGAUAAAGCGCCAGCUUCCUGAUGAUAUUUCCCAUUAUGAUCAUAAUUUAUCUACUAGACUAGGAGAGCCUGCAAACCAAGAUAAUCAAGUUACAGCAAUUAGACUCCCUGAUGCUAUCAAUGAAGACGUUUACAAUUUAAAAGACGUUCAGCUAAUCCAAAAGCCUGAUGGUUUUUGA
Messenger RNA from Mucor mucedo, 1866 nucleotides. RefSeq lists its product as uncharacterized. The record is from RefSeq and is a predicted model, not a curated record. NCBI's taxonomy places the organism in Eukaryota, Fungi, Mucoromycota, Mucoromycetes, Mucorales, Mucoraceae. The coding region runs from base 1 to 1866 and encodes 621 amino acids. Gene Ontology annotation, molecular function: protein binding. The transcript is spliced from 9 exons.